Messenger RNA from Gymnogyps californianus (California condor), 3650 nucleotides. RefSeq names its product zinc finger protein 365 (gene ZNF365). NCBI's taxonomy places the organism in Eukaryota, Metazoa, Chordata, Aves, Accipitriformes, Cathartidae. Gene Ontology annotation, cellular component: centriolar satellite. The coding region runs from base 128 to 1381 and encodes 417 amino acids. The record is from RefSeq and is a predicted model, not a curated record. Gene Ontology annotation, biological process: regulation of DNA strand resection involved in replication fork processing; regulation of neuron projection development; telomere maintenance. The transcript has 5 exons.
AUGGCGCGAUACCCCUGAAAAAUCACCGGGAAAGUUUCCCAAGUUUCCCGGCGGGCCUGCCGGGCUGCCCCGGCCCCGGGCGGGCGUGGACGCGGGCUGUUUUCUCCCACCCAGGGCCCGGCGAGGAAUGCAACAGACGGCCCGGGAUGAAGGCAGGCACCUCUGGCAGGAGCCGCUCGAGAGCGUCAGCGUCUGCCUCCCCUUCCGCUGCCCGCGAUGCGGCGACCACACCAGGUUCAGGAGUCUCUCCUCUCUGCGGGUGCACCUGGAGUACAGCCACAGCUACGAGGAGAGAAACCUCCUGACCAAGAGCAGCCUGUUCUCACCCCUGAAAGACGCGGAGCUGAUCUCCCCGCCGGAGCCUGCCACCCAGGGCAGCCUGGGGAGCCCCGGCGGCGCCAUACAGCAAAAAGGGUCCUACCUGAAUUUUUGCGAUGCGUCCUGCGAGAGCGCAAAGCGCGGGCAGCCUCUGGAGGUGGAAGCUGAACGGCCCGUCUCCUACGUUGCCAACUAUGUGUCGGACGACUCUCCCAGCGAGCAGAUUUCUAAACCCGGCCUCCCGGCCACUGACUCCAAAGCCUCCUUCGAGGCACACGUCAGAGAAAAGUUUAACAGGAUGGUAGAGGCCGUGGACAAAACGAUUGAGAAGCGAAUUGACAAGCUUACCAAAGAGCUGGCCCAGAAGACAGCGGAGCUGUUGGAGGUGCGGGCAGCUUUUGUGCAGCUGUCCCAGAAGAAGCAGGAGGUGCAGCGACGGGAGCGGGCCCUGAGCAGGCAGGUGGACGUGGCGGUGGAGAUGAUCGCAGCCUUGAAGCAGCGCCUCACCGAGUCCGAGGAGGAGCUUCACCGGAAAGAGGAAGAAGUUGUUACUUUCAACCACUUCCUGGAAGAAGCAGCAGAAAAAGAAGUGCGGGGAAAAGCCAGGCUCCAGCACUUCAUUGAGAACCUGUUGCAGCGCGUGGAUCUGGCAGAAAGGCAGCUAGAAUAUUACCAAAAUCAGCAGAUGGUGUGCAACCACACCGACGUCACCGAGCACGUGGUAAGUCCUUCCCCUCAUUGUCACCCACCACUGCAGGGAAAUUGCUCAUCCUGGGAUUUUACAGACAUUUCAUUAAAUAAGAAACCCAGAUGCCUGAGCCGAGGAAGUCAACACGCUUCAUAUAACAUCCCUGACGCAAAGCCUCAUUCCUUUCAAAAAGGAAGAAUCUUGUUGAAAAAGGCAAAGGAUGAAAAAACCAGCUUGCAGCCAGUGAAAUGCUUCUAUGAACCUGUUGAUUGCUCAAGAGAAAUAUGGAGAGCCCAAAAGAAAGGUGAACCUGUCUGCUCUGCCAGGAAAGUGAGCGCAAAAUCGAAGAUGGGUAAAAAGGCCAAACCGCUAUAGGAGUGGUUAGCAAUAUAUAGUUAUGCAGGAGCUUGGCUUCAACAGAACAAAUACUGAAUGAAGUUAGUCAUCCUACUUUUUGCUAUCCAUCUGGCCAUGCCAAAACAUCAGAUAUAAUAUAUAGAAAUAUAUACAGUAUGGAAGAUUUAUAUUAUUUAGUAAUGCCAUUCCCUCUUUGGGCGCUAUAAGAGAAAAGACAUUUUAUUCAGUUUACAUGGAGGUUUUUCUAUUUAUUCAUUUAUUUAUUUAUUUAUAGGGCUUAUUUUAAAUGACUGCAGUUAUCUUGCUGGGCAGUACUGUGGCUGUACGUUUAAUUAUUUUAGUGGCAGCAUGUGGCUUGGUAAUUUAUUUUCCGUCUGUGCUGUUGCUGAAGUUCAGAAGAAUCCAUUUAAUCGGCACCCAAAUAUUCAGCCUUUCAGCUUAGGUAGGUAUGAGAUCAAUGAUUAACUGUUACCUGCACAAACAUACUUAGAUGCAAAAGGUCUACUUGAGUUGCUUGAAGGCUGUUUACAGGAGUAGAUUGCUACCCUGGAUUUUCGGCCAUAAGCCCAGUUGGGCACAUUUCUGUAUUUUAUUACAUACAUUAAACUGCUUGAUCCUGCCAGCAGCCACAUUGUCUAUUGGUACAAAUUUGGGCUGCUCCGGUGUCUCAAGCACAGCUUUCCAAUUCAGAAGCUUUAUGGCUUUGCCAUACAUACCAGCCUCUGGUGUCACUUAGUGAGGAGACCAGAAGCUGGUACCGCAGGCCUGACAAGCACGGACCACAUUGAGCCAGAGGAGAAAUUUCAGUACCAAGUGCCAGCAGCACAUUAUCAGCUGUGGCACAGCAAGUGAAAGGCUAAGGCAACAUGUUACAUUGCAUGUCACCACGUUCAAUGCCUGUGCUUGGUUUUAGGCAUGAGAGGCCUAAAAUGGCUAUGAUCAUAACCAAAAUCCUUCACAUUUUUAUCUCUGAAAAAUCUUUACAGGGCUGAGAGAUCCCUCAAUUUCAACUAAAAACCCAAGAGCAAGGAAGUUAGAGAUGAUUGCAGGACGGGAAUGCGCGUGUUUACAUUGGUUUGUGCCAAUUAAAAGGAUCCUUAUUUAUCAGAGUAUUUAUCAAGAUGAUUUUUUGUGUGUACAGUUUUUUGGUAACAUGAAUCCUCAUGCCAUGUUUACAGAUAUGAACAUCCUGUCGAUGUUACUGAUGAGAUUUGUUUUCUCAAGAAAAAGAAAGGAUAGGUGAGACAAGUCUGUGUAAUUUAUUUUUUAAAUGCUCAUAACAGAUGUAAAUUGUUUAUGUGGAAAGUGAUUUUUACAGUAUGUGUACAAAGAUUUGUGAAAAAUGUUUUCCAUUUUUUAUAACAAUGACUGCAAGCAGAACUGAGUAUUAAAAGACAGUGCAUCACUAUGAUUGCUGCUGCAAUAAGCACCUGAGUUGCAAUAUUUUUAAAGCAGAAGAUGACCGAUCAGUCAGCUAGGAUCAGGUAACUACAGAUGUCAUACAUCUGUCAGUGUACAGAGCUCCCAGAAAGUAGCAGAGUGAAGAAAGAGAGUAUUAUUCCUCACUUUUAUUUUAAAUAGUGUAUAUGGAACAAUCAGAUAUAUGUUUAAAGUUUCUUAACACUGUUUCAGUAGAAAGUCACAGUGUAAAACCAAUUCAGGUAUUUAGGUUGUAAUGACAUUUUAAUAUUUAUUUAACUACGUCACAAGGCCACGCUUGGCCUUAUGCUAGGCAUUGUGUGUGGUGAAAAGGAGUUGUUAAUUGUGUUGCAUGGGUUUGGGUCAGAUUGUGUGUUAUGACAACUUUGUUAGGCAAGCCACAAAAUAGAAACAUCCUUGAGUUUUAUCUAUUGCUUCUCACACCCUUUUACAAACCUGAAAAAAAUGACCCUUUUUGAAGAUAAAAAAGGUGAACUUUAGAAAGAUAAUAAAGUAAAAUAUAUUCAUCUGUUCCUUUAUCCACUUGACACUGAAAGAAUAUUUUUAUUUUUAAAUGCCUAUCUACUCUGUUGGUCACCAAAGUUAAGUGCAACUACUAGUUCACAAAUGAGAUGUUUAUUUUAUUAUUUAUUGCGCCAAAAUCUUGACUGUAAGUUGUCCUUUUGGGGGAGGAAGAGAAAAAGAGAGUAAAAGAAGUUGCAUGUUCUUAAACUUUUCAAAGCCUACGUUACAGUUACUUGCUGAACAAAUGCCAGGUUAGUUAAUUAGAAAGAAAUUGGAUUGUACUGUAACCCCAGAUAAAAGUUUUUAGAAUAUAAACAUUCUAAUAAUAAAGAUAUAUUUCUCA